GACUCGAACAACGUGAAUGAGGCUGCCACUUGAUUUUAUUUAGUAGUUGUGUCUCCUUCAUGGAGUCUCUUCUCUGUGUUUGUGUAUUAUUCUGGAGCAAUUUAUUACAGUUAGCAAGUCGAAGUAAGGCAAAGGUAUUUAAUUUAUUAUAGGAUUGGGUAAUCUACUUGUGAGCUAUAUAUAUAUAUGGUCAGAGUCAGGAUCACUCAGGACAAAACACGAAGAGGAGGAAGGAGGAGGGAAAGUGAGAGAAAUGAAGCAGAAGAAGGGUACAGAGAUUAGGUCGCGCUCGGAGCUAAGCUCUGCCAUUGAAGAGCUUUCAGUGCUGGUUCUUGUUAAGCCUGGAGAUAAUCAUGAAGCUGCUCUAGUCCCCACGAAACCUUUCCUAUCUCUGUGUUACUUGGUUUUACAAGUUCUGGAUAAGAUAGGACCGACGAUGGCUGUUUUGAGACAAGAUAUUCAUCAGAAUAUUAAGAGAUUGGAAAUGGUUCUCGAAUCAAAUUCCUCACUGAAUUCAAAUUUGGUCGAGAUUUUGAGAACAGAGACUAGGGAAGGGAACGCAAAGAAGGGGGCCAGCUGUAGCAAGGCCUUUGUUUGGCUCACAAGAUCCCUGGAUUUCGCCUUAGCAUUAUUACAGACACUGUCAAUUGGUUCUGGGAAAAAUAUGGAGGAAGCAGUGGAAGAGGCUUAUAACAUUACUCUGAAACCACGGCAUGGGUGGAUUUCAUCAGCUGCCUUCAAAGUAGCUUUGAAACUAGUGCCUGAUAGUAAAACCUUCAUAGAUCUCCUCAGGGAAAACGAUGAAAGCUAUGACGCUCAAACGGAGAAAAUUAAGAUUUUGGUUUCUUUGCUCGCACCAUUUCUUGAGGAUAUCCAUUGUAUUCUGAAAGCCUACGACUUGGAAAACCUGAAGUCCGCAUGAAGUUAAUAACUACUGCCCAGUUUCAUGUUGCACAUAUAUCCGUUUCUCACAUACUUUUAAUGUGAAUAUGUAAAUAUCUUGUAUAGUAAUUUUGCUAACAGAAUCUUACGUUUGGCAUCAUGUUCGCCAAAUGUAUUCUUAAGAACCGGAGAGAUCCACAAAGAAUAGAGGAAUUUACACAAACAUAUUGCACCAGAUGUAUAAUUUUCAGCCUUUUAAAGUAAAGGAAAAAGGACAGCCUCA
Prosopis cineraria is the source of this 1165-nucleotide messenger RNA. RefSeq names its product glycolipid transfer protein 2-like. The transcript has 6 exons. The record is from RefSeq and is a predicted model, not a curated record. Gene Ontology annotation, molecular function: ceramide 1-phosphate binding; ceramide 1-phosphate transfer activity. Gene Ontology annotation, cellular component: cytosol; membrane; cytoplasm. Gene Ontology annotation, biological process: ceramide transport; intermembrane lipid transfer. Bases 254 to 922 code for a protein of 222 amino acids. Lineage: Eukaryota; Viridiplantae; Streptophyta; Magnoliopsida; Fabales; Fabaceae.